This is a messenger RNA of Thyridium curvatum, 2466 nucleotides long. RefSeq lists its product as uncharacterized. NCBI's taxonomy places the organism in Eukaryota, Fungi, Ascomycota, Sordariomycetes, Thyridiales, Thyridiaceae. Gene Ontology annotation, cellular component: mitochondrial small ribosomal subunit. The record is from RefSeq and is a predicted model, not a curated record. Gene Ontology annotation, biological process: translation. Gene Ontology annotation, molecular function: methyltransferase activity; structural constituent of ribosome. Bases 1 to 2466 code for a protein of 821 amino acids. The transcript has a single exon.
AUGCUUGCUGCGAGACGAGCCAGCAACGCUUGCCCGCAGUGCCGGCAGCAGCUGCAGCUCUUGUUUGAACAUGGAUUCUCCUCUCCGACUCCGACACUCCUCGCCCGCCGGCGCAUGUUCCCGGCAAGCUUGGUGCUUGCUCCGUCUGGCGCCAGACACCGCGCAGCAUUUGCUACGAGCAGGAUCGUACGACAGGACGGCCGCGUUGAGACAACACCGAAAAGGGGGGACGAAGACGUAGAAGCGAUUGUGCGGCAAGCCAAAGAAAUGUUUGGUGACACGCUGCCUGCUGGCUACCUGUCGCAGGAGGAGUUCAAGCUCUACACUCGGUUGUACGGCGAGCCUCUCCGUUCCACGACUGCCGAAGACGUUGGCCUGCCCGCUAGAGAUGAAGGUGAUAACAAGAAUACCGCGCAAAUGAAUACACUGUUCAGAGAGGGUGAGCAUGGGGGAUUGGAAGAAGUCCUGUACACCCUCGACACCGCGCGGACGGCAACGGAAGAGGUGGAUCUAUCUCUAGAGAUCGACGUUGGAGAGCUGAGACCCCCGACGGCAGCACAGAUCGACUACCUGAAUGCACACGCGAAGAGCAAGAGAGAGUACGAUGCGUUGCUGAAACUGCAACGUGAUUUCGAAGCAGCCAGUCUGAGACCGCUCGAGGAAGAAGAGAUCGAGGAGGAGCCCGAAGAAGAACCUGAAGAGGAGGAAGACGAAGAUUUCGAGGACGAGCCGGGCGCCGUUUUUCACACUGUUGGAGAGACUGGCGGCAGGCUACAUAAUCUUACACGCGAAGGUCUAUUCGGAACCAACCCGAGCACGGUCCAUCUACCGAAAGACGACAUGGUCCUGCCGAUUACCGAGCUGCUUGGCCGAACCGAUACGAAGCACAUAAGACAGACUGCUGAGAAGGUCUUUGGUGGGCCUGGACUCCCAUACUCGGUGGCGACACCUCAAUCUAAGAAGAACCUCCCGCAGAAGGGCAUCGCCAUGCAAGCCACCCAACACAGGAUGUCGGAGAUUGAGGCCGAUGCAUAUAUCGCCACGGUGUUCCCAGGAGUAUAUUCCUCUGCGAUGAGCGCGCUGGUGGAGGUACGCAAGAGACUUGGCUCCGAGUGGAUUCGAGGCUUGCUUGCCAGGCGAGAUGGCCAUGCGCCCCGAGUACUGGACGUCGGCGCUGGCGGCGCAGGUCUCGCGGCCUGGAACGAUGUCUUCAAAGCUGAGUGGGAUGCGCUGCGGGAGCGGGGGGAGGUGCAGACGGUCUUGCCCCCCGAGGGCAAGAAAGCUGAGAAGACGGUCAUUGUUGGCUCUGAUAACCUGAGGCACCGCGUCUCUCGAUUCCUACAUAACACGACCUUUCUGCCACGGCUCCCCGAUUACUUGCAUUCGGCAGAGAACGUCGAUCGACUUCUUGAUGCACCCGCUACUCCUCAGCCGAGGAAAACAUACGACAUCAUCAUUGCUUCACAUCUGCUCAUGCCUCUUGACAAGGACUUCAAGCGCAAGGACCUCAUCGACAAUCUUUGGGCUCAGCUCAAUCCCGAAGGCGGUCUGCUGAUUGUGCUAGAGAAGGGACAUCCUCGCGGGUUUGAGGCGGUUGCAGAUGCUCGUAUGCGCAUACUUGAAGAGUACAUCUCGCCCCACGGGUUGGAGGAAGCCGCCAAUGCUAUAGAGCAGGACAGCGGCCGGAUUCGCGAGCCCGGCAUGGUUGUCGCGCCGUGCACGAACCAGCAGAAAUGUCCCAUGUAUCUCAACCCCGGUCUCACCCCAGGCAGAAAGGACUUCUGCCACUUCAGUCAACGGUUCAUCCGUCCGCCAUUCUUGCAGAAGAUUCUCGGCGCUACGCAUCGCAACCACGAGGACGUGAGAUUCAGCUACGUUGCAGUAAGGCGCGGCGAACAGCUUCCGACGCCCCAGGACGCUGCCGAGCCUCCAGCGCGUGAGCUGGUCCAGGGAGCCGAGGCGACUGACCGCGCAUUCACGGGCUACGAGGGAACCGAGGAUCUUCCCCAUCCGUUGUCUCUACCUCGCAGCAUCUUGCCUCCGCUCAAACGGCACGGGCACGUCACCUUUGAUCUCUGCACACCUGCCGGUCACAUCGAGCGCUGGACCGUGCCUCGAUCGUUCAGCAAGAAAGCUUACCAUGACGCCCGCAAGGCCAGCUGGGGCGACCUGUGGGCCCUGGGCGCCAAGACCCGAGUCCGGCGCGACAUUCGCCUGGGCAGAGGCGGCAAGACGGGCGCGAUCCCGCUCGACGGCGGCGUGCGGGCGGCCAAUGCUGUGGCCGAGGCGGGGAAGAAGGCGAAGCCCAGGGUCAUCGAGCUGCACGCCGGCCCCGACGGUAUCCACGGUGCCUCGGAGAAGUUCCCGCGCGGGAGAGCCCCGAGGGAGAGGCGGUCCAAGAGGGGCAGGAGGCAGCAGAUCAAGGAUUUGUUGCAGGAGCUCAAAGAGAAUGAAUUCACGGCGUGA